Molecule: messenger RNA, 3444 nt
Organism: Myotis myotis
Lineage: Eukaryota; Metazoa; Chordata; Mammalia; Chiroptera; Vespertilionidae
Gene: CHSY1
Product: chondroitin sulfate synthase 1
Exons: 3
Coding region: 168-2594 (808 amino acids)
Cellular component (GO): Golgi cisterna membrane
Molecular function (GO): glucuronosyl-N-acetylgalactosaminyl-proteoglycan 4-beta-N-acetylgalactosaminyltransferase activity
Source: RefSeq, a predicted model, not a curated record
GGCGCGGGGCCUGCGGGCGGCUCGGGGGCCGCGAUGGGCGCGGCGGGCCCCCGGCGGCGGCGGCGCUGCCCGGGCCGGGCCUGGAGGCUCUAGGACGGGCUGGCCUCCGCGGGCGGGGGCGGCGAGCUGAGCGCGCGCGGAGCCGGCGGGCGGAGAGCGGCGCGGACAUGGCCGCGCGGGGCCGGCGCGCCUGGCUCAGCGUGCUGCUCGGGCUGGUGCUGGGCUUCGUGCUGGCCUCGCGCCUCGUCCUGCCCCGCGCCUCCGAGCUGAAGCGAGCGGGCCCGCGGCGCCGCGCCAGCCCCGAGGGCUGCCGGGCCGGGCAGGCGGCGGCGGCGGGUUCGCAGGUCGGCGGAGCGCGGAGCGAUGCGCGCGGGGCGCAGUCUUGGCCCCACGGCCCGGCUCCCGAGGGCGGCCCGCGCGACAGGAACUUUCUCUUCGUGGGAGUCAUGACCGCCCAGAAAUACCUGCAGACCCGCGCCGUGGCCGUGUACAGGACGUGGUCCAAGACGAUCCCCGGGCGGGUGGAGUUCUUCUCGAGCGAGGGCUCCGACACGUCCAUCCCCAUCCCCAUCGUGCCGCUGCGGGGCGUGGACGACUCCUACCCGCCCCAGAAGAAGUCCUUCAUGAUGCUCAAGUACAUGCACGACCACUACCUGGACCAGUACGAGUGGUUCAUGCGGGCGGACGACGACGUGUACAUCAAGGGGGACCGGCUGGAGAGCUUCCUGCGCAGCCUCAACAGCAGCGAGCCCCUGUUCCUGGGCCAGACGGGCCUGGGCACCACGGAGGAGAUGGGCAAGCUGGCCCUGGAGCCUGGGGAGAACUUCUGCAUGGGGGGGCCCGGCGUGAUCAUGAGCCGCGAGGUGCUGCGCCGGAUGGUCCCCCACAUCGGGAAGUGCCUGCGGGAGAUGUACACGACCCACGAGGACGUGGAGGUGGGCCGCUGCGUGCGGAGGUUCGCGGGGGUGCAGUGCGUCUGGUCGUACGAGAUGCAGCAGCUGUUCUAUGAGAACUACGAGCAGAACAAGAAGGGCUACAUCCGGGACCUGCACAACAGCAAGAUCCACCGCGCCAUCACGCUGCACCCCAACAAGAGCCCGCCCUACCAGUACCGGCUGCACAGCUACGUGCUGAGCGGCCAGAUCGCCGCCCUGCGCCACCGCACCCUGCAGCUGCACCGGGAGAUCCUGCUCAUGGGCCGCUACGGCGGCGGCGGCGGCGGCGGCGAGACGCACAAGGACGACCUGCAGCUGGGCGCGCCCCCGUCCUUCACCCGCUUCCAGCCCCGCCGGCGCGAGGAGAUCCUGGAGUGGGAGUUCCUGACGGGCCGGCACCUGUACUCGGCCGCCGACGGCCAGCCCCCCCGGCGGGGGAUGGACUCGGCGCAGCGGGAGGCCCUGGACGACAUCGUCAUGCAGGUCAUGGAGAUGAUCAACGCCAACGCCAAGGCCCGGGGCCGCGUCAUCGACUUCAAGGAGAUCCAGUACGGCUACCGGCGCGUCAACCCCAUGUACGGGGCCGAGUACAUCCUGGACCUGCUGCUGCUGUACAAGCGGCACAAGGGCAAGAAGGUGACGGUGCCCGUGCGCCGGCACGCCUACCUGCAGCAGACCUUCACCAAGAUCCAGUUCGCCGAGCACGAGGAGCUGGACGCCCGGGAGCUGGCCGAGCAGAUCAACCGGGAGUCGGGCUCGCUGUCCUUCCUGUCCAACUCGCUCAAGCGGCUGGUGCCGUUCGGGCUGCCCGGCGCGGGGAGCGAGCGCAAGGAGCCCAAAGAGACCAAGAUCAACGUCCUGAUCCCGCUGUCGGGCCGCUUCGACAUGUUCGCCCGGUUCAUGGGCCACUUCGAGAAGACGUGCCUGGCGCCCAACCAGAACGUCAAGCUGGUGGUGCUGCUCUUCAACUCGGACUCGAACCCAGACAAGGCCAAGCAGGUGGAGCUGAUGCGGGACUACCGGCUCAAGUACCCCAAGGCCGACAUGCAGAUCCUGCCCGUGGCCGGGGAGUUCUCUCGGGCCCUGGCCCUGGAGGUGGGGUCGGCGCAGUUCCGCAACGAGUCGCUGCUCUUCUUCUGCGACGUGGACCUGGUGUUCACGGCCGAGUUCCUGCAGCGGUGCCGGGCCAACACGGUGCUGGGCCAGCAGAUCUACUUCCCCAUCAUCUUCAGCCAGUACGACCCCCGGAUCGUCUACGGCGGCAAGGCCCCCAGCGACAACCACUUCGCCUUCACGCGGAAGACGGGCUUCUGGAGGAACUACGGGUUCGGCAUCACCUGCAUCUACAAGGGGGACCUGGUCCGGGUGGGCGGCUUCGACGUCUCCAUCCAGGGCUGGGGGCUGGAGGACGUGGACCUCUUCAACAAGGUGGUACAGGCCGGCCUCAAGACGUUCCGCAGCCAGGAGGUCGGGGUGGUCCACGUGCACCACCCCGUCUUCUGCGACCCCAACCUGGACCCCAAGCAGUACAAGAUGUGCCUGGGGUCCAAGGCGUCCACCUACGGGUCCACGCAGCAGCUGGCCGAGAUGUGGCUGGAGAAGAACGAGCCGGGGUAUAGCAAGGCCGGCAGUACCAACGGCUCGGCCAGGACAGCCUGACGUCCAGCCCCCGCGCUGGGCCAAGACCUUUUUAAUUCUCUAAUUUAUUUUUCUGGAAAUUGUUUGUUUCUAUUUUUUUUUUUUUUUUUUUUGGUACCAACCCCGUUUUGCAAGUCGAUUGCACCAGGAUCUGUUUUACACGUGACCUUUCUUAUACCGAGGACUCCUAUUUGAAGAUUGAGCUUUUUUUUCUUUUUUUUUUUCUUCUGGGAACAAAAAUGUGAUGUUUCUGCCUUCGGACACACGUUUCUCCUCGCCGGACACGCUGUAGCAGAACCCCGCUGUUCUCCGUGACUUGAAAUGUACCUGAUGAAUGAAUGAGACGUUUUUUUGGUCGUCCUUCCGUUUCUUCCCCCGGCCCCUGCGCUCCCAAGUAUUACGGGAACGAAACACUGUACCUCUGCUCACUGUUCUGUUGUAACUGGUCCCCGUCGCACAGUCUCUACCUGUUGCCUCUGCCGCGCGGCCGGCAAUGUUUGGAAAGCCACGUUGGGUUCCGAUGGUAGAAGAAGGGAGUGGAUCAUCGUCCGUAUCGUCACCCCCCGGAAGGGCCAUCUCACGUGCCCUCCUGCUCCCUGCGGUCACGUGGGGCUUUUAGGCAAAAGGGGGCGAGGGAGACACCCUAAGAGAAUAGGGCUGUUCUUGCCAUGCGUGUGGGCUCAGUGGAUCUGGCGUUAAAAUCCAAGGUGGAUCUGGUAUUUCCUCUCUCCUCAAAGGAUAAGAUAUCAAUUAUUAUUUUCUUUUAAUCCUUACCUGAGGAUGUUUUCCCAUUGAUUUUUAUUUUAUUUUUGUAGGGAGAGUGGAAGAGAGAGAGAGAAAGACAAGAGAGAAACGUCGAUGUGAGAGAGAC